AUGUCUGUUUCGUCGCAGUCAAAAAAAGUCAUUCCUCGCUUUCGGCCAAGUUGGCAGGUCCCGUGGAACCAGGCACAGUUACCUGGAAAGGCAAGAGACAGGAGGCUGCAGCCCGUGUCCGCUGCUUCCAGUACCGUCUUUAGCCCGGGCAGCGCCGCUCCCCAAGAGGCGAAGCUUCCAUUUCCAUACCAGAGCAUGAGAGGAAAGCGGGCUGGUAGGAACUCCCGACGCGGAACAUUCGUCUACACAGAUUGGACGAAUAUCAAUGUAGCACAACAGGGGGAUUGCAACAGGUAG
Messenger RNA from Paracoccidioides lutzii Pb01, 297 nucleotides. RefSeq lists its product as hypothetical. The coding region runs from base 1 to 297 and encodes 98 amino acids. The transcript has 2 exons. The record is from RefSeq and is a predicted model, not a curated record.